Ambispora gerdemannii is the source of this 995-nucleotide messenger RNA. Lineage: Eukaryota; Fungi; Glomeromycota; Glomeromycetes; Archaeosporales; Ambisporaceae. The record is from the annotation of a GenBank genome assembly.
GCGGGUUUGAAAAGGCUGACCGAAUACUAACCGAAGGAGAAAGGGAAGAAACUAAUUUAUUAGUCAAUAAACUUACCAGAAUACCAGCUCCUACUCAGGAAGAGCAACAAUUAUUAGCUCAAUUAUACCUCACUACUGAACAAUUUAUUGCGCUAUCCCAGCAAACUCCCUAUUUAACUCGCGAAGAAAAAGAAGCCAUAAACGAUAACUAUUUAUCGCUCAACUCGGCCCAAAAAUUACAGUUGCUUAAUUCCGGUUUAAACAAUUUAGGAAUUAAUAACCAAGCAAGAAAACAGAGAUUUGCCCAAUUAAACCAUACUCUUUAUCAAGAAAAAUCCACUUUUGGCUUAACAACCCAAGAAAAAGAAAAUAUUUUACGAUUUUUAAUGAAUACCUUAGAUUUAACCACUGAACAAAAAUCAGCCUUAGAAAAAAUGGGAAUUAAGCCUUAUAAUGCCUCCGACAAUCACUUAUUAAAGUUUGGUUUAGAGAAAAUUGAACUAAAUGAGGAGCAAAAAGCCGAAUUAGCCUUAAUUCACUCCGAUAACUUGCCAACUUUUCCUUUUACUGACCAACAAAAAAAUAUCCUGACUAGUUUAGCCCCAUUAACCCGCCAAGAUAAGUAUUCUGCCGAAAGUUUAGAGUUAUUAAACUCUUUAUCUUUAAAAUCCACUAAUCUAAACUUUUUCACUAAUGCGGAAAUAUUACCCAAUCCUAAUUUAGACUUUGGGGAAAGUAAGGAUACUUAUUUACCUUUAAAAAUUAAGUUCUUAUCAGGAGAACAGAAAACUUUAUUAGCCGAGAUUAAACAAAGAAAAAAGCAAGCUAAUCGAACUGAAAUCCAAGCCAAUAAAGAUUCUAUUCUGAUUUCUUUAUUAGGGAUUAGGAAAGACGAAAAUUUAGGAGAGGACACAAAAAAGAAAAUAAUUACUUAUUUUCAAGAGAUUAAGCAAACACCAAAAUUAUUUGGAUUAAACCUUUCUCUAGACAGAUGA